Fibroporia radiculosa is the source of this 477-nucleotide messenger RNA. RefSeq lists its product as uncharacterized. Lineage: Eukaryota; Fungi; Basidiomycota; Agaricomycetes; Polyporales; Fibroporiaceae. The coding region runs from base 1 to 477 and encodes 158 amino acids. The record is from RefSeq and is a predicted model, not a curated record. The transcript has 2 exons.
AUGGCGACAGGGCAGAUCGAUUUUUCUCUCUCUCAGCUGUCGCUGCACUCUUCUGGCUCCACCAGCGAGGCGGAGGACUGGGACCGCUCAAUGAAUCUGCAGUCCGAGCCGGAGCUUCAAUCACAGACGCCACGAAAUUCGGUAGCUUUCCCUGGAGGGAUAGGAGGAGCAGAGAGUGAACACACAGCAGGACAUGGCCGGAGUGUGAGAGGAAACUCGAAGAGAACGUUAAGCGAGCUACUCAAGCUACAUGCAGAGAAGGGGAGGGACGUAACGUUCAGUGCUGAAGAAGCUGGUCGAAUAGCAGAGGUACUCGGCCGAUGGAUUAAUUCAGGCUCCUCACCAUAUGAGACCGACGACGACUUCUUCUCGCGCUCUCAGGAUGACUCAGUGUUGUCUUCCAGACGAUCUCCUGCAAUUGACUCUCCAGGUCGACCACGAGGCCAAAGCGAGAGUGUUGUGAACACCGCCUCAUAA